UAAUAGAAAACACAAGGAGCCAACCUCUGUCCCUCCCCUCAGUAGACCUCAGAAAAGAGGCGGAGAUUGGAAAGAAGGAAACCUCUCAGAUCAAACUCAAAAGGACACAAGAGACGAUUAAGCCAACCUUGGAAGAUCGCUUCUGACUUAGAAUGGCCGGGGAAACUAUUUGCAACGUCUUGGUGACCGGAGCCAAUCGGGGCAUCGGUCUGGAACUGGUGAAACAGUUCUUAGGAUUGCCAAAUCCCCCCAAAAUCAUCUUUGCCACAUGCCGUGAUCCUCAGGAUGGGAGAGCACAGGAGCUGAAAAAGCUGGCUUGCAAACAUCCCAACCUAGUGAUACUGAAACUUGAACUCACCAAUGAAGAGACCAUCAAGGCCGCUGCAAAGGAAGUUGAGGCCCGCUUGGCUGGAAAGGGGCUCAACCUUUUGAUGAACAAUGCUGGCAUCAUGCCCCCAAGCACUCUGGAGUCAAUGACAAAAGAAGACAUGCUGAGUGUGUACAACACCGACCUUGUUGGGCCAAUGCUGGUGACCAAGGCAUUCCUGCCCUUGGUGAAGGCAGCUGCCAAACAGAGCAAGGAGAAAGGAUUCAGCUGCUGUAAGGCAGCUAUUAUUAACACGUCGACGAUUGGCAGCUCUAUGGGGAACCCACCCAGCAUGAACACCUUUCCUGUCAUAUCUUACCGCUGUGCGAAGGCUGCGUUGAACAUGCUUACACGGUGCCAGGCAUUAGAAUACAAGGAGGACGGAAUCCUGUGUGCAGCAAUCCACCCCGGCUGGGUGAAAACAGAUAUGGGAACGGAAAAGGCGGAGCUGACCGUGGAAGAAAGUGCUCGUGGGAUCCUCAAAACACUCUCCAAGCUCUCUGAAGAACACAGUGGGCGAUUUCUGAAUUGGAAGGGAGAUUUUGUUGCUUGGUAAAAAGAAACCGAGGGGAAGCCCAGCAGAGGAACCCACCAGCAGGUGUGCCAAAUGCAGAAAACACAGUUUGAAAGAACAACAGUUGAAUUUCCCUUUUGCUUGCUGUAUGUUUAGAGAAUCUAGGACAAAUCCCCACUUCUCCCCAAGAUCUCCUGUCAUCCUCAAAUAAAAAACCACUGGGGAAGCAUAA
Sphaerodactylus townsendi is the source of this 1113-nucleotide messenger RNA. Its product is annotated as C-factor-like. Lineage: Eukaryota; Metazoa; Chordata; Lepidosauria; Squamata; Sphaerodactylidae. The transcript has 6 exons. The coding region runs from base 153 to 923 and encodes 256 amino acids. The record is from RefSeq and is a predicted model, not a curated record.